AUGUUCGGCCUAGCGAGUGCUCGCGGCGUCGCGGCCAUUCGCGCCGGGAGCCGUCUAUCUCCCCAAACUAUCGCCUACCUACACUCCGCGUCCAUUACUCCUCUCACUAUCGCGGCGGCGCCGAAGCCGCGCAUCGUCUCGGUCGCAGUCGGCCAGCUCGGUCUCAGGGGCUACGCGACUCAGCAGAAUGGCAGCAGCGGAGGCUCGGGUGGAUCUGGAUCUGGCAGCUCUGGUAGCUCCGGCGGCAAGCAUGAGAGCAAGGAGGAGCUCCUGAACCGCCUCACGCGCGAGGCGCGCCAGCGGGGUCGCGCCUUUGACCAGACGCACGACCAUGUUGGACCGUUCCCCCUCGGCGUGGGGCCGAGUGGGAGGACGAAGACUUGGAAGCCGUGGGGUGACCUGAACCUGGGUGGAAAGCCCUACGCCCUCGAAGGAACAGCUACGGGGAAGUGGGAGCUGACAACAGUCGUUCGCACGGUACGCCAGUCGGGCAACCUUCUCGUCGUGCUCCUCGGCGGCGGUCUCUUCGUCGUGCUCGCGCUUGCGCUCUCGACCGAGCUGUUCGCGAAGAACUCCCCGGCCGUCCUGUACAGCGAGUGCAUCGACAUGAUCCGAGACACGGAUGCGCUGUCGCAAUUCCUCCUCCCGCCGCUCAAGUUCACGCACUCGCCCAAUGCCGCUUCGCCCGUGCGCGGUUCCUCGCCUGUUGUCCAUCGCGUCGUCCGCUCCCCCCUGAGCGGGAGGGACCACCUCCUGAUCACCUUCUGGGUGCACGGGCGGGGCAAGGACGACCCCGAGCCGAGUCCCGUCCGGCACUGGUUCAAGGAGAAGUGGGACGGAUUCUACGCCUGGGCACAGCAGAAGGGCGGCCUCCUCGGUCUCGCGACCGACCCCGAUACGCCCGAGCCGGAGGACGAGGAGACGAGCCGCAAACUCGACAAGGAGGCCGAGAAGCAGGAGGGCUGGCUCAAGAGUCUCGCCUCUAGCCUCAGUCUCCGCCCCAAGGGCCAGAAGGCCGCCCCGGCCUUGCCUCCCCCCGGCACGUUCACUAUCGGUGAAUGCCACGCCGACUACGUCAAGGACGACCAGGGGCAGUACCAGAUGCUCUCCCUGCUUGUCGACGUACCCAGCUCACGGGCGAAGAGGCCGUACCAGGCCGUCGUGUACUGGUCUCCGGAGGCGAACCGCGAGGGCCUCGUACCCCGCCGAUAA
Molecule: messenger RNA, 1212 nt
Organism: Trichosporon asahii var. asahii CBS 2479
Lineage: Eukaryota; Fungi; Basidiomycota; Tremellomycetes; Trichosporonales; Trichosporonaceae
Exons: 2
Coding region: 1-1212 (403 amino acids)
Biological process (GO): protein import into mitochondrial matrix
Cellular component (GO): TIM23 mitochondrial import inner membrane translocase complex
Source: RefSeq, a predicted model, not a curated record